This is a messenger RNA of Hyaloscypha bicolor E, 330 nucleotides long. RefSeq lists its product as uncharacterized. Bases 1 to 330 code for a protein of 109 amino acids. Lineage: Eukaryota; Fungi; Ascomycota; Leotiomycetes; Helotiales; Hyaloscyphaceae. The record is from RefSeq and is a predicted model, not a curated record. The transcript is spliced from 2 exons.
AUGUUGACGGAAUCAGCACGAACAAACGAAAACUCGCCCCCCCAACGGAAUACCAAGGUCAAUGACGUGCACAUGAAGGAGAACUAUGAGGUUAUAGAAUAUAUGGAAGUUGGAGACGACGAGGAGUACUUGGAGGAUCUACAGACAACGGACUUGGCUUCAGCUCAAGAACUCACGGCGAGAAACGUCAACCCCAUGAAGUUGGUCACCUUGUUGAGGGUCAGGUUUGGCAUCGGGCGCUACGAGAUACAGAGGAUGCGGAACGUGUAUAAUAUUCGGACACCUAGACGUCUCUCGGUAGAGGAGAUAGCGAGAUGUAGAUGGGACUGA